Molecule: messenger RNA, 612 nt
Organism: Sipha flava (yellow sugarcane aphid)
Lineage: Eukaryota; Metazoa; Arthropoda; Insecta; Hemiptera; Aphididae
Exons: 3
Coding region: 108-485 (125 amino acids)
Source: RefSeq, a predicted model, not a curated record
GACUCUGGCAUCACACUUCGUCCUCAGACAUUCAGAGCGCACAUCGUCGACCCACAGGUUGAAGUUUGCAGAUUCGUUGCAGUCAACUCAAAACAAUCAAAAACGAAAUGGCUUCUUUCAAGUAUCUGAUUUUCGUCUCCUUGGCUGUCCUCAGCGUGUACUCAGUUGCCGCCGAAGAGGCAUCCCCCAAAGUCGACGAUGGCACCAGAGUGAAGAAACACGCCUACAUCGCCGCCCCAGCUCCGGUCGUGGCCUACUCCGCCGCAGUUCCAGCCGCCUACCCGUACGCAUACUCUGCUUACCCGUACUCCAGUUACUCGUACAGCUAUCCCACCGCAUACGCCGCUGCACCAUACGCCGCCGCACCAUACGCCGCAUACCCGAGCUACGCCGCUUAUGAUGAUGGCAAAUACUACCCGGGCAAAUACGAGAAGACUUAUUUCCCAGCCUACAAGACCGCCUACCCAUACGCCUACCACUAUUGAACGCACACUCCGUACCGCUCUCACUCUGGACUAAUUUCAGGAAAAAUCUUCCGGCUACAAACAUAGUUUUUAAGACAUUUUGAUAGAAAUUCUCAUAAUAAAUACGUGAUUUUUUUUCAUCAAUCGA